Galendromus occidentalis (western predatory mite) is the source of this 1027-nucleotide messenger RNA. RefSeq names its product protein catecholamines up. The record is from RefSeq and is a predicted model, not a curated record. Lineage: Eukaryota; Metazoa; Arthropoda; Arachnida; Mesostigmata; Phytoseiidae. Bases 67 to 423 code for a protein of 118 amino acids. The transcript is spliced from 3 exons.
GUCGGACAUUGAAAACCGUGUUUCACUCCUUUUGAUUUCGUACCAGCCGAAUCGAAGCCUGCAAAGAUGCGCAUACCAGUCUUGGCCAUGGUUGCUCUCAUGAUGCUCUUCGCAUCCUCUGAAGCUGUUUUCAAACUGAAGAAACUGGCCGGCGCCGCUCUGCUCGGCGCAGCCAUCGCUCCCCGUUUCGUUCCUAUUCCCAUUCCUCAUCACGUGCACCACAAGGAGAGCCACGGCUGGCACCACGAGAGCCACGGCUGGGAUCACGGACACGGACACGGGCACGAGUACGGACACGGACACGAGUACGGACCUUCUCACGGUCACAAAGAACUCUUCACUGUCCACAAGGGAGGAUGGCAACACCACGGUGGAAUCCACGACGCGUCCUCCGCUUACGGCGGUGGUCACGGCUGGUGGUAAUCCAUCGCAGCCGAGAAUCGCAAGAAGUAUCCGUCUGUCGUCCAAUCGUCUGUCUACAUGUAUGAAUUUCUGUCUGCCAGCUUCUCUGUUCAAGAUGUGACUGGAAAAAAACGCGUGAAUCGUCAAGCCAUAUCAGUUCGCACCGGAGGGAGGACUCCCGCUGGACUCUUGACCAUCGAUUCCAGAUGGCAUCGGCAUAGCGUGCGACCUACCGGCCCCUGCUGCAGGAACUCCGAGCAGGGCCCACCUCCUGGCUUACCUGUCGACUGAAGGCGGGCAGACGCUCGGGGCGGAAGUCUCUGAUGCGAGUUCAGUAUUUCGUGAGGCUAUUGUGUGAAAGUGCUCCGGGGACUGCUCGUUUUGCGUGAAAACUUUCGUCGCGUGAUUGCUCCUUCUACCAUCUGAAUUCAGCUCCACGUCGCUUUUCGUCCUGUACAAAAUCCUCCAAAAAGGCUCCCAUGCGGGAACAGGGGAAAUUAGCCUGUGUAUAAAAUGUAUAUAUUAAGUUAACGUGAUAAUUUAAAAUGUGGACCAUCAUAGGUCCUUGUGAGUCAUGUGCCAAUGUAGGUGUCUAAUGGAGCUAAUAAAUUGUUCGAGUGUUCAU